AUGAACGAACACGUGUCCUGCGUCAGAGGCUCGGGCGGCCGGCGGGCGGUGUCAGUGACCCCGGGCGCGCUGCAUCCCCCGUGCCCAGGUGCGGCGAGCUGGCCGCGCGCCUCCUGCUCGGUCGUCGACCCGCCACCUCCCCCCCGCCGCCCCCGACCUCUUGUACUCGUCCCACUCACACAUGACAAUGAUUUUUGGUUAUUGCGAAUUCCGAUGCGAAACUAUCAUCCACCGAGUCCGUCACUCUUAGGAGUACGUGCUUUA
Brenthis ino (lesser marbled fritillary) is the source of this 264-nucleotide messenger RNA. The record is from the annotation of a GenBank genome assembly. Lineage: Eukaryota; Metazoa; Arthropoda; Insecta; Lepidoptera; Nymphalidae.